AUGACACAGGAAGUACGAACGGUCGCCAUUAUAGGCGGUGGAGUCAUUGGUAUGGGAUGGGCCGCUCUGUUCAUGUCAUGCGGUCUGAAAGUCAUCAUCUCGGAUCCCGCUGAUAGCGCUCAUGAGUCCCUUAAGCGCUAUCUUAAACAGGCGAGACCAUUCUUUGAAAAGCAUGGGGACUUUGACAAGCUCGCCUCCAACUACGAAUUCGUUCUUGAUAUUUUGCCACGAUUGCGCGAAGUAGAUUUUAUUCAAGAGCGUGUUGAGUUUAAACAAGGUUUGAUGGGAAGACUAGACGAGAAUACUAGACCAGGAGUCGUUAUUGCUUCGUCCUCUUCUGGCUUACCAUCAUCGCGCUUUAUUCAAAAUUGCAAGAAUGACCCUAGCCGUAUACUAAUUGGCCAUCCUUUUCAUCCACCACAUCUGAUUCCCUUGGUUGAGGUCGUUCCUCACCCUGGAACCAGCCCUGACUCGAUAUCAUCCGCCCUGGCUUUCUAUAGGUCCCUCGGUAAAAAGCCUAUUCUCUUGCACCAAGAGGUUCCAGGCUUCGUAUCCAACCGUCUACAAGCAGCCAUCAAUAAUGAGGCAUACAGCCUUAUCAGUAGGGGUGUUGUGUCAGCUAAAGAUCUGGACAUGGCUGUGACACAGGGUCCUGGUCUUCGAUGGGCGCUUACAGGGCCUAUUGCUACUAACGCGCUUGGUGGCGGAGGAGGACUAUGUGGGUUCGCCCAGAGGUUUGAGAGACUUGAGCCAGCCAUUAGAGGCUGGGAGGACGACAUACUUAGGAACAGGUUCGAUUGGAGUGAGGACAGGGUGAAAAUACUACAGAAUAGUGUGGAUGAGUCAUUGGCCGAUGUGGACUGGAAGAACCUGGUCGACGAGAGAGAUUUGGUCUUAUUGGAGAUAUUAGCAGCCAAGAGCAAGACAAAGACCAUGGGCAGAGAAGUAUAA
Fusarium pseudograminearum CS3096 is the source of this 951-nucleotide messenger RNA. RefSeq lists its product as uncharacterized. The record is from RefSeq and is a predicted model, not a curated record. The transcript is spliced from 2 exons. Gene Ontology annotation, molecular function: NAD+ binding; oxidoreductase activity, acting on the CH-OH group of donors, NAD or NADP as acceptor. The coding region runs from base 1 to 951 and encodes 316 amino acids. Lineage: Eukaryota; Fungi; Ascomycota; Sordariomycetes; Hypocreales; Nectriaceae. Gene Ontology annotation, biological process: fatty acid metabolic process.